AUACACGCGCGCGCAAACGCCAUCGGCACAUCGCACCAACAAGAAGCGUGAAAGCGCCCAGCUGCCUGCCCGCCAUGGCCGCUGCCGUGCUCCUCCUCCUCCCGCUCCUCCUGUCCGCCGCCGCAGCGCCGGCCACCGCGGCAGGCGGCGAGAAGCAGACGCACAUCAAGCUGUACUGGCACGACGUGGUGAGCGGCCCGAACCCCACGGCGGUGCAGGUGGCGCGCGCCGCCGUCACCAACACCUCCAAGACGGCCUUCGGCGUCGUGGUGGUCAUCGACGACCCGCUCACCGAGGGGCCCGACCUCAAGUCCUCGAAGCCCGUGGGCCGCGCGCAGGGGACCUACAUCGGCGCCGGCAAGGACACGGUGGCGCUGCUGAUGAACAUGAACUUCGUGUUCCAGGGCGGCAAGUACAACGGCAGCACCGUCGCCAUCAUGGGCCGCAACGAGGUGUUCAGCGCCGUCCGGGAGAUGGCCAUCGUGGGCGGCACCGGCGUCUUCAGGUGGGCGCGCGGGUAUGCGCAGGCCAGGACGCACACCUUGGACCUCAAGACCGGCGACGCCACCGUCGAGUACAACCUCUUCAUCAAGCACUGACCACCAGAUCAGAAUUCAUGGACAAGAAUCAUACUCGAAGCUUGUGUUUAAUUAUGGUCUUGGUUUUGAUU
This is a messenger RNA of Phragmites australis (common reed), 670 nucleotides long. Its product is annotated as dirigent protein 22-like. Bases 75 to 599 code for a protein of 174 amino acids. NCBI's taxonomy places the organism in Eukaryota, Viridiplantae, Streptophyta, Magnoliopsida, Poales, Poaceae. The record is from RefSeq and is a predicted model, not a curated record. The transcript has a single exon.